Messenger RNA from Brienomyrus brachyistius, 6420 nucleotides. RefSeq names its product AT rich interactive domain 5A (MRF1-like) (gene arid5a). The record is from RefSeq and is a predicted model, not a curated record. Gene Ontology annotation, molecular function: transcription cis-regulatory region binding. NCBI's taxonomy places the organism in Eukaryota, Metazoa, Chordata, Actinopteri, Osteoglossiformes, Mormyridae. The coding region runs from base 2984 to 4840 and encodes 618 amino acids. Gene Ontology annotation, biological process: regulation of transcription by RNA polymerase II. Gene Ontology annotation, cellular component: nucleus. The transcript has 7 exons.
CGCUCCAGGUUUUGCUUUUCUGCAGGUGUAGUGCCUUGGUUCAGACACAAGGGGGCAAUAUGUCCUAUUUAUAAAUACCCCCUCCAGCACCUGGGAAAUGGUAAACAUUAAUAGCUCGGCUUGUGUGAUAUUGCAUAUAGCAACGUGUGAAAACACCUACAUUGAGUGCAGUUUCUUCUGUUUAGAAAUUUUUUUUUAAACUGCGAUUAGUUCCUUUACCUUGCCUUUAAAUGCAACUGUUUUUGUUCUGGAUUUGUAUCUUCCAGUACGCAAAAUGACGGUUUUUUUGAGUAGUGCUUGGAUUAGACGAGGAGGACAACCAGCAAGCUGCACUUUUUAGCUUUUGAUAGUUUUAUUUUUUUGGCUGUCAAUGGAAACCCAACUACAAAUCUCGAUGCAAAGAAUGAGACACAAUUAAAAUGGUUUCGCUAGGCUCUCUUAAGUAUAGGCUUUGUUGCGUGAAACGGCACUUGGGUAACUUCUUAUCCCAUCGUCAGGCUUCCACUUUCGGAUUCAAGUUAUUCGUUUAUUUUGAAAAAUAUUGAGGUCGCCUUGGAAAUUUAAGGGAAAUAGUGCGCCAUCUCAGCUUUUCUGAAAUACUGAGAACACACGCUGGGGGACUUCGACAGACAGCGGUUUUUUCGGACGUUGCUUACAGUUAACAGUAUCGCUUUUAGUCUCAAACAUGUCCUUAAACCUCAUGUUUUAUACGUGCUCAAUAAGCAGAACAUUUCCUGGAAUAACAACGUCAAUGCGAUAACAGCAGUCUGGGGAUUUUUGUUUUGUUCACCUAGGUUUCAGUUUCGAAAGAAAAGUGAGAUUAUUCAUGUCUCCCCCUUCUUGAAAAAAUACACGUUUUAAGUCUUUUUUUAAUGCAGGUUGUCCGUAAUUAUUCUGCUCGCUUUUACCAUGUUUUCUUUUGUAAAUUUAAAGUGAGACUUGCUGCCAGUUGUAAUGUGUGUUUUGCACAAGUACGGGAAUGGGGACGUUGGUGUAUACAGUUGAAUUCUGUAAAAGUAAAGAAUGUUGCACAGAACUAUUGCAACAUCCCCUCUUUAUGUAACUGGUGAAUGUGGUUCUCUUUUAGGCCAAUUUAUUGAGAAUAUCAACAUUCUUUUGAAAGGAGAACCAAGAAAUACUUGCUGGAAAAUAUUGCCAUUUCACUUCUGCAAAAAUGGUUUUGGAACUGCGUGGUUGACCUCUUCAUUACACAUAUUGCAGCGACUGCAUUUUAACUAAACCAGCUGAAGUCGCACAAUAUCACAAGACCCCAGAUGGUGGAGACAAGAAUAGCUGUGUGCUACAGAUGAGCAAAAUUCCCAAUAUUUCCUGGAAUGGUGCAAGUUAAAAGAAGACAGGCCGAAAGCAGUCAGUUGUGUUGAUGGACAGUAUUGCUGACAUCUGUCCAUUUUCACUACAUGUGAGCAAUUAUUUCAGGUUUACCUAACCACUAUCGCAGCUAAAACUGAACGCAGCCAACCCCUUCCUAAGUGUGGCCUUCAGAUUCCUACAGCUUCUUGCAGUUUGACUAAUGCAGGCUCAAUCAGUCCAUCGCUCGAGGUUUGUAACAGUUGCCAGUAAAGCGAGUCUGACCAGUGUGACCUGCAGCUUAUGACUGCGAGGAACUGCGAGGAGGCUGUUGAGCAGUGGCGAGUGGGGUCACCCGCUGUACUGUGGAAGAGGGCUUCCUGCAUGUCAUGGAAAUUAUGUACACUGUCACCAGAGAACAUACAAAGGAAAAUGUGGUCCCUUUCCUGGUAAGUGAAGAGGUCAUGAAGUGAGUCAAACUGUAAAUCAGAUCAUCUAUCAUUGUUUUUAUCAGUAUAUAUUUUUUUUUCUGAUUUCCCCUUUGAUCUAUAUUUUGAUCACAAGAUCUUUUGAAGGUAAAAAUGAGAAGUGACUGGAAUAUGAAUGGAGGGGAAAGGUAAACGGAGGAGGGCAGAUGUGGAUGGAGAGCGAGGAGAUGUUGCAUAGCAGUGGCAUGUUUCACUCUAAUGACUGGAAAACACCAGUGAGUGCAGAACGCGUGAAUGAAGAGCAGUGAGAAACAUUGCCAGGUGCUAAUCGAGUGUGGAUCAUCUCCCAGGCCUCUGACUCAAAACCAGAAACGACGGUUUGCCUGGAAUGACAAACCAGAUUCAUUUCUGGUUAACCAUUUCAUGUCUGCAGGCUGCUGACCUCAGCACGAGCUUGAAAUGAAUAGCUGGGAAUUUUCUCUCUGCUUUUAACUCCUCUCUGCAGCUCGUCCCUUCAAAGUUUUCUUAGCUUCUACCUUGGUUGUGACUCAUUGUCAUUCUCGCAUUCAGCCUUGGCAGAUAGCCUAACGCUUUACGCUGUUCACAAUCCAGAAUAGUCCCAGUGAUUCAGUCUGUAUUAUUAUUUCCAUUCUUCUUUCCAUUUUCAGUCUUUCAUAACGCUUUACUGAGAGAUGCAUGUGAUCAAAAUGUUAAUGUUUGAUGCUUUUAAGAAAAUCUUCUACUAUGAUCUCUGGUAAAGAAGGAGCUGAGCCAAAUGGCAAAGCUCUCGGUUUACCAGUCGAUCUACGUUCCUACCCUCACCUAUGGUCAUGAACUGUGGGUAGUAACUGAAAGAACGAGGUCGCGAAUACAAGUGGCUGAAAUGGGUUUCCUCUGCAGGGUGGCUGGGCUCUCCCUUAGAGAUAGGGCGAGGAGCUCGGUCAUUCGGGAGGGACUCGGAGUAGAGCUGCUGCUCCUCUGCAUUGAGGAGCCAGUUGAGGUGGCUCGGACAUCUGGUCAGGAUGCCUCCUGGACGCCUCCCUGAUGAGGUGUUUCGGGCAUGUCCCACUGGGAGGAGGCCCCGGGGAAGACCCAGGACACGCUGGAGAGACUAUGUCUCUCGGCUGGCCUGGGAACGCCUCAGGAUUCCCAUGGAGGAGCUGGAUGAAGUAGGCAGGGAAGGGGAAGUCUGGGUUUCCCUGCUUAAACUGCUGCCCCCGUGACCCGAACAAGAAAAGCAGCAGAGGAUGGAUGUAUCAUCACCCAGAAGUGUGCAGGAGAAAAGACAAGACCAGGCUGAAGUGGAUACAGACGUCAAGAGCAGUACGUCACCAACCCAGCACAGCCUGGAAAUGGAGAUGUCUGGUCCCGUCGAUGACGGGGAGGACGGCACUGGAACUGGAGAGUUGGAGAUGGAGGAGAAGACAUUUUUGGCCAGUUUGUACCGCUUCAUGGAGGAGAGAAGCACGCCCAUAGAGAGGAUACCACAUUUGGGCUUCAAGCAGAUUAACCUCUGGAGGAUCUACAAAGCUGUGGACAAGCUCGGGGGUUAUGACUCUGUAACCGCCCGGAGACUUUGGAAAAAUGUCUAUGAUGAGCUGGGGGGCAGCCCAGGCAGUACCAGUGCCGCCACCUGCACCCGCAGGCACUAUGAGAAGCUGGUGCUGCCCUUUGAGAGACAGCUGAGGGGGGAGGAGGACAAGCCGCUGCCCCCAGCUAAACCACGAAAACAGUACAAAAAGAGCCCAGACAGCAAGAACAGCAAAGCUGAGGGCAGGAAGAAGAGGAACCAGUUAGAGCCUGAGAGCCAGCUGGGUGCUGAGGAGAAGUCUGAGGAUGAUGUGCACUGCGAAGCAGGGAUGUGCACCCACCCUGUUGCCUGGACCCUACCAGCUGACCGGCCGCAGUCUGACCUCUGCGGCCCACAGAUGGGGCUGGCCACAAUGAAAGACAAAUCUGCUACUGCCUGCCCAGUCUCGCAGCUGGGCAGUGGGCUGUUUCCCAGCAUGCAGUCAUCAGGUGGCGAGGUGAUCUCUCCGCUAGAGAAGAAGAAACGCAUGGCCCAAGCCAGCCUCGGCCUUUCCAAGCUAAGCCACAGUCCGGAGAAAGAUAGCGGGGAGAGGCCCUCUGUGAUCCACUGUGCUCAGUCCCCAGGUCUUCCCCGCUCUGACAGGCCCCAUGGCUCCUCUGAAGCGUCCCCCGUUCCUCAAUCAUCUCCCUCCACGUCUCGCAGCUCCUCACCCUGUUCUGUGUCGUCCGACGACUGCCAGGCCAUCCUGGACAGUACCACUUGUGUGCAAAACCUUGUAUCUCAAACUCCAUCUUCCUAUGUAGGUAAUUUCACCUCUGUCUCCUACACCGGUGGAGUUUACAAGCCUGUGACCUGUUAUCCCAAUGUUAAGGAUGCAGCUGGCUACCUUAGGCAUCGCAGAGACUUUCUGCAGGUCGAGGCAGAAGGGGUCAAGGGGCAAAGAGCUGAUUCAUCCUGGAGUCCAAAUUGCAAGGGAGAGGACAUAAACCCUCUCCUCAAACCCCACCAGACAUCAUCUUCUAACUCCAGUUCUGCAGGAUACAAGCCUAACUGGAUCCCAACCAUGUCUAACUUCACUAAAGUUCAUCCAAAGACUCUACCACCAAGACCUUUUCAGCCAGGCUACAAACUUCCCCAAAACCUCAAGAGACCAGCUAUGGAUGAGAUGACUGCUUAUGGGAAGAAACUGCAGCAGGUCCCCCCACUGUAUCAGGGAGAUCUAAAGGAAAAGUUCAAGCCAAGCCUGCCUAAACCUCUCCCUACCCAGCAUCCCCUCUUCCAUUCCCAUGCCAGCAUGGAAAUACCAUACUGCCUUCCAUCCUAUGGAAAGACAAGAUCUAUUUCAGGCCACCAACUCAAAGGCCUACAGUUGCCCCCCUUGUUUGUACCCACGCAGUUGACUCUUCCCGCCACCCAGCCAAACUCUGUGUAUCACCGCAUCGUGGCUGGAGCUGCCUACUCUGUUCCAUUAGAAGCUGUGCGUCCCUAUCCCUAUCCGUUACCAAUCUGGCAACCCCAAGUUGGGUACACCAUUGCUGGCUUACAUCCACAGUACCCCAACACUAAGCUGUGACGCAAACAGUGAUUGAGUUACAGCUGUGUCUUGAUUGUAUCCUGCAUGACUGACAGAGGUGGGAUGGGGCUCCAUCGUGCAGAUCAACACCCCCCCGCUAUCUAGAUGCAGGGGCUGACCUCAGAGUUUGGCCGGAUGCCAGAGUAUAGGCCCUGAUUCAGGUAGUUGUCUCAGCAUUAGGGGGUGUACAGGUGUGGAUUAAGCACACCGGUUCUGGAAAAGGUGCCCAUAACGUAAUAGACUGAAACAUUGUUAAAUGAGAGACCUCAUUGCAGGAUAAUCUCCAGUGGUUACAUUCUCAAAUGUUUUAGAUUAGCAUUUCACUCAGGAUUCGGAUUCGUCUUACCAGUGUUCAGAGUUGGAGAACACAUGCAAUGUAUUAUAUGGGAAGCGGACACUUGAAAAUUGUGAAUGAGCAGCUCUUCGCCAAAAUAAGCAUCUAAUUCAUCAUAAUAGCAAGAACUGUUGAUUAAUUAAACCUUUUUUUAAAUCCAGUAGGCCAGUAUGUGUCCCGUAAGCAUAUGACUGGUUGAAUUACGACAAUGAUAGUGUUGUUGUAUAACACCUCUUAUUGUCUCCGAUGGGCUUUGUUAUCAUGUGAACAAUACAAAAAUGACUUCAUCCUUGCAAACUCUAUACACUACAGCUGGACUGUUUUCUGCGUACUGGAUUAUUGGACUACAUUUGGUGGUGUAAAACAAUAGAGAGCGGCUGUGAGAAAAUAAUAUGAAUUUAUACUCCCUGUUUCCAAAAAAUGAAAUUUUUAUUUCAACUGUUAGCUGAAAAAUUGCUUCCAUUUAGACAUUGGAUGUGUUUCUCAUGUACAAUGAGAACUUGGAAAUAUAGAUUACCUAAUGCAUGAAAGGUUUUGCAUGAAAAUUUUCAGCAAUGGAUAAAGUACUCUGCUCCCCAUAUAUGACUGCACAACUCAUUCAUGUCAAACAUAGGUGUAUUGUGGAGAUAAUUUUUUUGGAAAUUUCCAUAGACACUCUUCACUGAACUGCCAAAUGUCAUGGCUACCUAUGAUAUUAACUGUUGUAUUUAUAGUCUUGUUUCAACUUUUAGCUAGAUGCGACAAAGUUAUGUUGUUUGUUUGUUUUUUGAAUUGUUUUGGAAUAUCUCUAAAAUAGGUACUGCUGCCAUUCAGUUUCAGUGAAAAGUGUUUGUGAAUGUGGGAGUGGAAAUUUAGAACUUUCAGCGUACCCCGUGACGCGGACAUCAGAAGGGAACGUAAAUAGCUGUGUCCUGGUUAGGGCUCCCCUCUGUGGCAACAGCGAGUAUUACACAUAGAUUGACCUCAGAGAAGUUCAUCUGCCUUUGACUAUGCAAAUUAUUACCCGAUGUUGCAAAAAUGGGGUUAUUACUGAAGACAUGUUCUGAAAGAUGUAUACAUCCGCAUGAAUGAAUCCAGCAUAUAAGUCUUCCAGCAAAAUGACUUGCACUUGCUUGUUUGACAGUUUACGGUUUAUGUUAUAAGUUUAGUAAAUUCACAGAUUACAUUUAUUGUAUUCAGUCUGCAACAGAAACAAACUUGUGUAUUUUUGUACUAAUUAAAAUAAAAUGUAUAAAACCCAAUAUAA